This is a messenger RNA of Ictalurus furcatus (blue catfish), 3014 nucleotides long. RefSeq names its product family with sequence similarity 83 member E (gene sack1e). The record is from RefSeq and is a predicted model, not a curated record. The transcript has 8 exons. Gene Ontology annotation, biological process: epidermal growth factor receptor signaling pathway. Lineage: Eukaryota; Metazoa; Chordata; Actinopteri; Siluriformes; Ictaluridae. The coding region runs from base 23 to 1867 and encodes 614 amino acids.
UCUGCUGUUAUUUUUGGCCACAAUGUCCAAAUCUCAGGAGCAGAGCCUAAAUGAGGAUGUGAUCUUCCUUCCGGUGAAUGAGUCCAACCCAGAGUUCCUCCAUUCGGAGGUGGAACGCAGUGCCCUGGAGUCCCUUCUCAGAGAUGGUCCUGGAGCUUUCUACACCAAACUGAGCGCACAUCAAAUUGAACCCUUUCUCUCCCCGGAGGAGGUGAACCAGGUCUCCCGCUGGGUGGAGGAUCAACACGUGGAGGUUGUGGAAAAUGGGGACGUCGGGAGUGAAAGCAGCUCAGGCAUGCAGGGCUCCUCGGAUCAGUAUUUCCCCGAGCUUUCAGACACGCCGGCUCCAUGUCUGGAGCUCGGAUGGCUGGAGAAGGACAGAUGGGACGGUGUGGAGCAAGCCAUGGUCUACACCAAUCCUCCAGUGGAGCAGGCUCCUCAUAUCCGUGAGGUGAUCAGGAGGCUGCUACAGGGAGCCACCACGCUGAUCGCUAUCGUAGCAGAUAGAAUCACAGACAGCACGGUGAUCGGGGAUCUGCACUCCGCUGCAUCUAGAGGUGUUGUUAUCUACAUCAUCCUGAAUCGAAGACCUGCACAAGAUAACCUAACGCCAAACCAGCUCAAGCACCCGAACAUUAUAGUUCGGAUUUUGGGUGGAAAGACGUUCAUGUCUGCAGAUAGGAAGAUGGUGGUGGGAGAGCUGAAGGAGAACUUUGUCCUGGUGGAUCUGGAGACGGUGGUUCUGGGCAACUACAGCCUGACCUGGAUUGACGCUCAUCUACACCGGCAGCUCGUCACUGUCCUGAGUGGCCCGGUGGUGCAGUUAUUCGACCGGGAGUUCCGCAUCCUCUACGCCGCCUCACUACCCAUUCCUGACUCAUGGAAAGUUGCCAAGCCCAUGGAGCAUCCCAAGAUUGAUUUAGCUCUUUACCAACCAGAACUAAGUACCUCAAAACAAGUGCUGCUUGACUGCCCCUCCUCCACUCCACCACCCUUUGCUGACUCUCCUAUAGACUGGGACGCUCUUGGGGUCUUCCAGAAGAGUGAAGACUCUCCAGAAGACCAGGUUUUGCCUGAGUUUUCUGAAGAACCGCCAAAGUUUCACAGAACAGGACCUGACUGGCAUACUGAGGCUCCUGGAGCAGGUGUAAUAAAUCUUCAUAUCACUGAAUGUCAAGAUGAAAGCAAGUUAUAUCGUGCCGCCGCUGAGCUGAGGCACAUACCAGAUCAUCAAGCGAUGUUUUGGAACAUGCAAAAACCAGAGAGGCUUCAGUACGGGUUUCUGACAGAACGUGACGAAGGACCGGCCAUGUUCAGGUACCGAGACUUCAGGAUGGAUAGGAACCUGAUGGAGGACACUGUGCCCUUCUCACGCACUCACAGACAGGACUGUUUACCAAGUCUGGACAGGAGUUGUGGGGAAAAUACCAUCCCAGAGGAGACAACGCCUGGGACAUCUGCAGCUCCAGUCCAUUAUAAGAAACCCAUUGUUGUGAGUGUUCCUCAGACCGACAGCUCUUGGAGGCUGGGUGAUAUCCUGAAAAAGAUCAGCACUGAUCACAGCACCAAGGGCCUGCAGACAAAAAUGGCCAACAAUACAAUCAGCAAAUCUAGUCUGGACCUGAGUUCACCAGGGACCGAGACACUGCAGAGGAGCCAGAGUCAGGCCAAUUUAUACGACAGCUUCCCGAUGACGCCAGCUCUAGCCCUGAUGAAAAAGCGCAACGAUGAGGUCAAAUCUUCACUUCUGAGAAGUCCGAAGGCUUUCCAGCCACUAUCCAGACCCCGCAGUUUUAGUUUAGGCCUUAAGAGGGACACGUGGAAACCUGCUUUAUUCAGACAGAAGAAUAACGAUGAGGACAAGUGAAGAAAUCCCAACCAGAUGAGCACAACGUGACGCAGAAUAUAAAAUGCGGUUCUCCUAUUAGGAUGGGCCUACAAGCUAAUUGCACAAUGGCAACAAUUGUGUGAACACUAGGCGAAUACCUUUUAUGUUACUAAAUGAUCGAGUAGACGUGUUAAUAAAUCACCUGAACUAAAGAUGAAGUGCGUGUAAUGUCUCAGUAGUAUUUGUAUUGUAAUAAAGUAGUAAUAAAGUGAAGAAUUGUUGUCAUCAUGACAGAAGAACACUGGGUCAAAAAGAAGGAACAUUUAUCAUCACAAUUUAAUCAUCACAUUUUAGAAUUUAGGCCUAUAUGUUUCACAUCUUUCUUUAAUGGCUCAUUGUCCAAAGGGGGAGGAGUUAUAGGAAAAUAAUCAAAGUGGUAUUCCUCUUAUACCACAGCAAUUUACAAUAUUGUUUAUAUUUAUUAAAGAACAACACAUCAUACAUUUUAUCGGUUUAUAUUUCCAUUUAAUGUUGUGGAACAUCAUCAUUCUCUCACCACCUUCUCUUUGGUCUCGCUCUUAAAGUUAAGAAGACAAAUAUGCAGCUUGUCAUGUUACAGAGAAACCGCCAAGAAGUGUCAACUCGCCUGUCCUGAAGCUGUCGGAAAACUUAAACUUAAAGCUUUACUUCUGAAACUGGAGACUCCUUCUAUCAACGUUAAAUAAAACUCUUCUUUACAGAAAUCUUCAUCAUAUCGGAAUAAUACGUUUACACGGAGCGUCCUUCUUACAAGUCCCUAUGAACGAGCUUUUACUAUAGAAACGAUAACAUAUCAGAACGAGUGCAUUAAUUGUAUAUAAACCUGCAAUUUGGAGCUGCACUACUGUCAGAGCUGCUGUUAUAGAAAAUGAAUCAACUCCUUCUGACCAAUCAGAAUCCGAUCAACAAGUCUUCAAUCUUUCUGACUCGAAUAAGGAGUCAGGUUUUAUAUAUUUUUGCGAAAAAACAUUACUAAACACAACUUGUAUAUAAUCCUCACAGCCGUGUGUAAUACCACGACACACCAGGGGUUACAAAUCACUAUAUGAUUUUAUACCUCUUUUUUUUUUACCCUUAAUACAAAAAAAUGGUUCCUCAGGAUAAUUUAGAUAGUUAAGAGCUCUAGCCAUCUAAAUGGGUUCGACUU